Messenger RNA from Armigeres subalbatus, 767 nucleotides. RefSeq lists its product as uncharacterized. The transcript has 2 exons. The coding region runs from base 228 to 584 and encodes 118 amino acids. NCBI's taxonomy places the organism in Eukaryota, Metazoa, Arthropoda, Insecta, Diptera, Culicidae. The record is from RefSeq and is a predicted model, not a curated record.
UCCUGGAGAAAGAAAUUCAACUCCAACUGGCGGAGACUGAAAACAUUCAAUUACACAAUAUACGUAAUUGUGUAUAUAUUGAAUUCAAGGAUAGUGAAGCUGCUGCUCGCUGCCAAAGACUGCAUAAUAACAGGCAUGUUAUUUAUCACGGAGACAAAGGUUUCAAGAUACCAGUGUACGUGGAGAGUGAGGCUAUCCCGGUGCGUGUACACGAUCUUCCGCCGGCGAUGAAGCACACCACAGUCAUUGCGUUCCUGGAGAAGUAUGGUGAGGUCUUGUCCGUGACACGAGAGCGAUGGAAGAAGUUUUUUCCGGGAGUUUAUAAUGGGCAAACAGAAAUCAUCCCACCAAUAGUACCUACAGUUUCAAUACCGGACCAAAACCAAACCAAUAGCAGUGACGAUGACGACGACGACAAGGGAGACGAGAACGAUAGUACAUCGCCACACGAAGCUGAUGGCAAUAACAAGCGACGGAUGUCAACAAGGCGCACGAAAGAGCGAAAAAAGAUGUGCUCUAGCCAGGGUUCCCAGAACGACUGCGCAACUAGUGGAUUUCUGGAUAAGAGAAAGUCCAAAAAGUGAUUUUUUUUAUUAUACAUUUUUAUAUUGUAACAAUAUAAAACUAGUAUUUCGGCUCCGUAAAGCCUCCGGGCGUUUGAGCCUUUCAAAUAAAUAAACUAUUUAAAAAAAAAAAAAAAACGGAACCUGCAUGGAAAGUGGAGCUUUCAAGAUCCGAACGGAAGAAGCCGCUGUGAAUAGGAGUCC